Molecule: messenger RNA, 712 nt
Organism: Phoenix dactylifera (date palm)
Lineage: Eukaryota; Viridiplantae; Streptophyta; Magnoliopsida; Arecales; Arecaceae
Source: RefSeq, a predicted model, not a curated record
CCAGGAUGUACGGCUAUCAGCGGCCGUCCAUCUGGCGUCGGCGAUCAAAAACGCCAGCUGAAGUGCGCGGCUAUUACCGCCCGGCCUGCCUGCCUCCCUCUCUCCCUCUCUUACACGCAUGGAAGCCUCUUCAAUUCCUCUGUCCCUCGUAUGCCUCCCUCCACGAAGGGUCUCAGCGAACCCCAACCAUAGACCUCCUCGCUUCAGCAGAAGCAAGCGCGGGGUCGGCCAUGCCCGAGCUCCCCCAAGAAUCCAUGCCAUUGAUGGAGCAGCGGAUCUGGGCCCUCCGGUGGAGCUCACCUGGCAGGUCGCCGUCGGUGCGUUAGCUGGAAUUACGCCCUUUGUUGUCGCGGGGAUCGAGUUCGGAAAGAGGAUUGUCGCACAGAGAAAAUGCGGAGUUUGCGGAGGCUCUGGACUUGUUCUGAGAAAUGAUUUUUAUGUCCGGUGCCCUGGCUGUGGUGGAUUUCUUCCGUGGCAGUCAUGGAAGAGGUUCUUUACAGGAUAAAAUCUUGAUCUAAGCAAUAAAUUAGAUCUGUGUUACUUCAUUCCAGUCAUUGCUGGGAAUCUAGUACUUGUUAAAACUUAAGAAAUGUUUGAUUCGUGGAAGAUACUCUGUUAUUUGUGUAUAUUUUGAAGCUUAAAUACCCUAUAGAACUAUUUAUUGGGUACUUUGUUAUUGGCUUUAUGUCAGCAAGAUAUCUUUUCUUUUCCA